Molecule: messenger RNA, 999 nt
Organism: Phalacrocorax carbo (great cormorant)
Lineage: Eukaryota; Metazoa; Chordata; Aves; Suliformes; Phalacrocoracidae
Source: RefSeq, a predicted model, not a curated record
GGCCGCCAUCUUCCCAGGGGCGGGGCCUCCGGCUGAGGGGCGGGGCUCCUGGCAAAUAAUAUCGGCGGAGAGGCGGGGCUUCGUGUAGAGGGGCGUAACCAAGCGGUGGGAAUGUCGUAUCAGCCCCGGGGGGCGCGGUCAUGCGUGGAAGGGCGGUGCUAGGCACGAAAGGGGCGUGGGCAGAGGGUUGGGGGCGUGUCCCCGCGCUCCGGAAGCGGAAGUGGCGGCCAUGAUGGCGGCGAAGGAGGAGGAUAAGAUGGCGGUGGCGGGCGAUGGGUGCUGUUUGCGGCCGUUCUCCUGUGAACAGGGGCUGCUGUCGCGGCCCGACGGCUCGGCCGCCUUCCUUCAGGGCGACACCUCGGUGCUGGCCGGGCUCUAUGGCCCUGCAGAGGUGAAGGGCAGUAAGGAGCUCCCGGACCGGGCGGCGCUGGAGGUGCUGCUGCGCCCCAAAGUGGGGCUGCCAGGCGUGGUCGAGCGCAGCCGGGAGCAGCUCCUCCGACAGACCUGCGAGGCCGUGGUUCUGGGGGCGCUGCACCCCCGCACCGCUAUCACGCUCGUCCUACAGGUGAUGAACGACGCUGGCUCUCUUCUCUCCUGCUGCCUGAACGCUGCCUGUAUGGGACUGCUGGACGCGGGGCUGCCCCUGUCCUCCCUCUUCUGCGGUGUCACCUGUGCCCUCGACGCCAAUGGUGCCAUUGUCCUCGACCCCACGACCCGUCAGGAGCAGGAGGCGCGUGCUGUCCUCACAUUUGCCAUUGACAGUGCUGAGAGGAAGGUGCUGAUGGCCACCACCAAAGGCAGCUGCUCCGUGGAGGAGAUGCAACAGUGCCUUGCGGCAGCCCAGCGCGCUGCCGACACCAUCUUUCAGUUCUAUCGUGACUCUGUCCGACGGAGAUACUCCAAGUCUUGACACCAGGGACCCCGAUGGGGCAGCUGGACUGUCCCCCACCUGGCCCAAACCCCUCCCAGCAGUCAGUAAAGGCCCCCUACUCCCCUCCA